AUCGAAAUGGAUAAGGUACAACAUAUGUUAUAUGAAAGAUUGAUUGCAGCAGGCAAGCAUUUUGAAGUGUCAAUGCAAUUUAGGAGACUAAAGACUGAUCAAGAACGCAUAGUAUUUACUCUGAAUCUAAUGCAAGAAUAUGGUAUAGUUCCUAGUACAACUGGUAGGCCAAAAAAUGCCGAAGAAUCUGAAAAAUUACGGGUGAAAGGCAAUAAGAUUUUUGUCACAGGCAUCUUGAAUGAUAUGAUAUGUAUGAAUGUGUUGAAAUUGUAUACUAAGAGUAUAGCCUUUGCACCUUAUCCGUCUGAACAACUUGCUCGUGGUUAUGCCAAUAGAUCAGCAGUUUUAUUUAAAUUAGGCUUAUACUUAGAGUGUAUUCAAGACAUUAACAGAGCAUUAGCUCUAAAUUAUCCUGAUAAUCUGAGAGUAAAACUUUAUCUGCGUAAAACAGAAUGUUUAAUGAUUCUGGGGAAUCAUUCUGUAGAAGACACACUUAAGGAGGCACAGCACUGGCUAGACAAGAUGUCUAUAAAUGAUACAAAUCGAGAAAGAUUAACAGCGAAGUUUGAUAUUUUACACAAUAAAACUAUGCAGACAAAAGUAAAUACUGGGAACACAAGAGCAAAAAUAGAGGAUAUUCCUGAUCUUCCUGUUAUUGAAUCUUGCAAUAAUGAAGUUCCUUGUGCAUCAGAUGCAGUAGCCAUAAAAUAUAAUAUGCACUACGGCAGACACGUUGUUGCUACUCGUAAAAUUCAUCCAGGGGAGGUAAUUGCUGUGGAGAAACCUUAUUCAUUAAUAUUAGUGCAAGAAAAUAUGCAAACACAUUGCUCCAAUUGUUUAAGGGUGUGUUGGGCAAACAUACCCUGUAACUAUUGUACUUAUGCUAUGUAUUGUUCUGAAGAGUGUAGAAAUAUUGAAUGGGAGAAAUGUCAUGAUAUAGAAUGUGCUGUUUUUUCUAUUGUGCUCGAAUAUUUGACCUAUAACUUUGAUUUAUGUAGCAUAAGGCUUGCUGUGCUUGCUCUGAGAGAAGCUGGUGGUAUUGAGGAAUUAAGGACAAUGUUAAAAGAAAUUGACGAACAUGAUGAUCCACGAACAAGAGGUUUUUCUCGUGAUGGAAAAUUACAUAGCGAUAAAUAUAUUGGCGUGUAUAGUCUAGUGACGAAUUCUGAGAAAAGAUCCGUGUCUGAUCUCUUCAAGAGAACUUUUGAUACUUCUUUUAUUGUAUACUUCUUAGCAACACGUACUGUGAUAUUUGGUGCUAAAUUACCAGAGGAUUUAAGUGGAUUGGCGAAUAACAACGACGUUAUAUUCAUUGGUAGUCUUAUUUUAAGACAUCAACAAAUAAUUCCCAGCAAUAUGCACAGUUUUGGUGAAGUACAAGGUUUAGAAUAUGUAGAACGCGGUAUAGCCUGUAUGCCAUUUUUUAGUUUAAUUAAUCAUAGCUGCAAUCCAAAUAUAUUAAGGCACUCAAGAUCUGAGCAUAUAGUAAUGUAUGCUAUGUAUCCCAUUGAAAAGGACGAACAGUUAUUCGACAAUUAUGGCAAACACUAUGCCGUCAUGCCAAAAGUAACGAGGCAACGAAAACUAUAUGAACAGUAUUAUUUUGUCUGUAAUUGCAUACCUUGCCAGCAAGAUUGGCCCUUAUAUAGUAUAUUACGGUCGUAUGAGACUUUAGUGGAGAGACCAGAGGAUAAGGCUAUAAUAAAAAAGGCGUUAAAGAAAUUUAAUACGUAUGUUGAUUUAGCGACAAUAGGCAACGUUCCGAAUAGAUCUGAUAUCAUUAAAGACUUGCUGAAAAUGGUACAAGUAUUGCAUGAUCAUGCACCAAUGCCUUGUGAAGAAAUGAGUAAUGUCAUUGAGACAUUAAAACGGAUAUAUGAUUUCAAUGGGAAUGUAUGUGAGAUACCACAUUUGCAAAAGUAA
This is a messenger RNA of Cyphomyrmex costatus, 1923 nucleotides long. RefSeq names its product SET and MYND domain containing, class 4, member 4. Gene Ontology annotation, cellular component: nucleus; cytoplasm. NCBI's taxonomy places the organism in Eukaryota, Metazoa, Arthropoda, Insecta, Hymenoptera, Formicidae. Bases 7 to 1923 code for a protein of 638 amino acids. The transcript is spliced from 5 exons. The record is from RefSeq and is a predicted model, not a curated record. Gene Ontology annotation, molecular function: histone deacetylase binding.